Messenger RNA from Akanthomyces muscarius, 2106 nucleotides. RefSeq lists its product as uncharacterized. Gene Ontology annotation, molecular function: RNA-directed RNA polymerase activity; RNA binding. The transcript has a single exon. The record is from RefSeq and is a predicted model, not a curated record. Bases 1 to 2106 code for a protein of 701 amino acids. NCBI's taxonomy places the organism in Eukaryota, Fungi, Ascomycota, Sordariomycetes, Hypocreales, Cordycipitaceae. Gene Ontology annotation, biological process: DNA-templated transcription.
AUGCAAUCGCUCUGGGGUCGUGGCGGGGUGGAAGUGAAUUGGGAGCAAGAGAUAUCAAACAAAUCCAAAGUACCGGAUGAUAUUCUUGCUUUUACGGGCCAGCUAUGGUCAGCAGAAUAUGCAACAAGUCUAAUCCGAGGCGCCAUCCGCGAAGUACUGGAGACGGCCUUGAGGCAGCUGCGUGUUGAAUCUUUCGAUGACUUCAUGGACAACUCAUUUGAGUGGCUCGUUCCCGGAACGCCUGCAGGGAUGCAGUCCGCUUUCAGCCAGACAGAUCUGAAAACGUUUUUGAAAUCUAAAUACGGCAUCAUUCCUCGCUCGACAAAGCGCUCGGUGAUGGAGGCUAUAAGUCGCGAUAAAAUCUUGCAGCAGCUGUCCUCGCGGCCACAGAUAGUUGCAAAGCUGCAUCAGAAGCUUAAUGAGACCGGCGGCAAGGCGCGCGCUAUAUACGGGGUUACGAUAUGGCAUUACAUUUUUUCAAACUGGUUAAUGGCACCGUUUGAGAAGGCGCUUACACACUCUGCUAUCGACAUCAAUUUGCCAAAUGCCGAUUUCGUUAACCUGGAAGUUCGUCGCGCGCAGCAAGCGCUAAGAGGUGCUUGUUUCUCAUCCUAUGACUAUCCCGACUUCAAUUCUAUGCACACACACUAUCACAUGGCCAUCAUAUACGAGGAAGCCGCAGCCAUUUUUCGCAGAUCGACAUGCUAUGGCGCAAUGGGGCAGCAUGAAAGAGAUUUAGUGUGUCGAGGUUAUAAAUGGUUGGAGGACUCUGUAUUUACGCAGGUCUGUUUUCUUCCCGAAUCAGACGAGUUUAUUCAUACAGUCGGUGGGUUGUACAGCGGCAAUCGUGACACUACGCUAAUCAAUACCGUCCUCAAUAUUGCCUACGCGAAAGUGGUGGACAUGUCCUGCCAAAAUAUGGCAUUGAACCCCUCAGUUCAAUGGCGUUUAUGCCAUGGAGAUGACAUUAUAACUAUACACGGCAGUUAUGGAGCAGCAAUUGGCUGGAAUGCUGUAGCAGAGCGUGCUAAACUUAAAGGCCAAGAGAAGAAGCUCCUGGCUGAUAGGGGCUAUCACGAAUACUUACGAAUCUUGGGCUGCCCCGAUGGCAAAAUCAGAGGAUCGCUCGCGCGAGUUGUGGCCAGCUUUGUCAACGGCAAUUGGGAAACCGAACCCUCGUUUGGGGCAAAUAGUCGGGUAACAGAGAUACUGUCAGCAGUAGAUGUCUUGCGCCGCAGAGGAAUGCGUGAGGAGUUCGCAACUAAGCUAUUGCAGCUAUGCAAGCAGCGACUCGCUGAAAAUCUUGCUGACCAUAAAAACGACGCCGAGUCAACCAAACGCGCGGUUCUUAGUAUCCCAAUCCCUCUCAAGCGGGGAGGACUUGCCAAGUCGGCCAGCAAUCCAGCCAGGCAAGCAGAAGCAAACACAAUGUCGCUUACAAUAUACGCAGAGAACAAGCGGCGUGAGAGGCUGGACAUUGAACGCAGGUUUAAGAGCUUGCCUGCCAACGUGACUGACCCGUACAUGGGGCGACUCGUCGCGUCACUUCCGCCGGCACUUCAGUAUCAAGAAGGGAUGCAUGCCAGACUCAAGGCGGCGCUGCAACGGUCCACGUACGGGUCUGAAUUUCCCAGAAGGCUUCAGAUUGAAUUGAAGCAAACGCCUCAGUUGGUGGCCCUGCGCAGGAGGAUGGAAGAAGCAGCGGAAAAGAGAGGUCUGUUUGAGAAACACGUCCUGGUCACAGACAUUGGACGGCACAUGCAAAAACACAAACUCUUUGCGACGACAAUGCGGCGCAUCAAGGCAUUUUACACAGUUCUGUCUUCUCUUGACAAUCUCGGCGGCUACAGAAAAUCGCAGCUUGUGUCGUAUCUGGUGGGAAUGCCGGAGGCCACGGUCACGAGCGCGUUGUUGGUGGACGGCGCACUCGCCGCAGACUGGAGGCGAGCUGGGCGGCCGUCGGCAGCCGAGGUCGGAGCGUUGGAGAACGAGCUCGAAGUGUAUCUAAGUGGAGGUGCAAACCUUCAUAUUGAUGAGGAAGUGGUUGUGUUCGCUGAUAACGGCCUGGGGGAAAUUGUCCCAGUAAGAUCACUGAUGCUGUAUUGA